Molecule: messenger RNA, 1020 nt
Organism: Balaenoptera ricei (Rice's whale)
Lineage: Eukaryota; Metazoa; Chordata; Mammalia; Artiodactyla; Balaenopteridae
Gene: MIXL1
Product: Mix paired-like homeobox
Exons: 2
Coding region: 1-738 (245 amino acids)
Biological process (GO): endoderm development; endoderm formation; regulation of transcription by RNA polymerase II
Molecular function (GO): RNA polymerase II cis-regulatory region sequence-specific DNA binding; DNA-binding transcription activator activity, RNA polymerase II-specific
Source: RefSeq, a predicted model, not a curated record
AUGGCCGCAGCUGAGCCCAGCCAGCUCCAGUUCGGGGAGAUCGCCGCGCCCCCCGCCUACCGGCCCGCCCACUCCGGCGGGGCGUUCCUGCCGCCCCCGAACCCCGCCGCUGCUCUGCUCCCCGCGCGUCCCUCGGGCCCCGGUCCGGAGCGCGGCGCCCCAGUGGCCUUCGCCGGCUUUCUCGGGAGGGGUCCCGGGCCCGCGGCGCCGCCCUCCGCCGCCCUGGGCCCGCCUGCGCCCCCUAAAGGCGCGGCCGUCCCGUCGGCGUCGCAGCGCCGAAAGCGCACGUCGUUCAGACCCGAGCAGCUGCAGCUGCUGGAGCUCGUCUUCCGCCGGACCAUGUACCCCGACAUCCACCUGCGUGAGCGCCUGGCCGCGCUCACUUUGCUCCCGGAGUCCAGGAUCCAGCAGUUUCUCUCUCCCCCCUUCCAGGUGUGGUUCCAGAACAGGCGCGCCAAGUCGCGUCGUCAGAGCGGGAAAUCCUUUCAGUCUUCAGCCAGGCCAGAGCUUUUCCUCCACCACGCUGCUUGUGAAACUGAAGCAGAAUAUUUGAAGCCCCAGCUGCCUCUGGAGGUAGAUGUGAACUGCCUGCCGGAUCCCAACAAGGUUGGAGGAGACAUCUCCGACCCUAGCUCCCAAGCUCAGAAUUUUGAAACCUUUUCUCCUCUCUCUGAAGACAUUGGUUCAAAGCUGGACUCAUGGGAGGAACACAUCUUUUCUGCCUUUGGUAACUCUUGAGGAGUCUGGGAGAAUUCAGGAUAAGGUCAGAGGAACCAUGACUGACAGCCAGGGAGACACACAUCAGAAUACCAUCCUUUCUGGCUUCCAUGUUAAGGACUCAUCCAUGUUAACCUUGGUAGUGGUUUUGGGUCAUCUCUCACCUGUGAAGCUUCUCCCCCUUUUGCCCAUGAACUUUUGCCCAUGGCCUGUUCUUUCUUCAUAGUACACACCCCCUAGGAGUUCUGGCAUUUUUUACCAGUGCAUCUCCAAAUCUGCACUUUCAUUUUGGUCUGCAUACCU